Molecule: messenger RNA, 1672 nt
Organism: Alternaria alternata
Lineage: Eukaryota; Fungi; Ascomycota; Dothideomycetes; Pleosporales; Pleosporaceae
Product: kinetochore protein nuf2
Exons: 3
Coding region: 151-1536 (461 amino acids)
Biological process (GO): attachment of mitotic spindle microtubules to kinetochore; kinetochore organization; mitotic spindle organization
Cellular component (GO): Ndc80 complex; kinetochore
Molecular function (GO): protein-containing complex binding
Source: RefSeq, a predicted model, not a curated record
CCGAGGUCGCUCCUUCCGUGCCAACAAACUGUUGGACCCUGUAAACAAACACCGCCCACCGCCUGAACAUUACCACCCCACGAUAGCGAACAGCCCUACACUACACGACUAAGACACUCACAUCCGAUUGAGAUCGCGCAAUAACCCAAUAUGUCUUACAACGGGCGCAUGAGUAUGGCGCGAACGACUCAGCACAACCAACGUGCGCCGCCCGUCAACGAACACGACGCAUUUAUGACUCUGCCCGACCAUGAAAUUGCAGGCUGCAUCUCGGACAUCGGAAUUCAGUUUUCCGUCUCAGAUCUACAGAAGCCGAAUCCCCAAAUCAUCCAGAAGGUCUUCGAAUGGCUCGCCGAGCUACUCAUGAACACAACACGCGAAGUUGUUGCGCCGGCCAUGCGCGCUGCCGCCGAAGACAUGUGUGGUGGCGACGCGGAGAGGCUCUAUACAAGCGACACAAGGGACCUGAUGGCCUUUUUUGUCAUCCUGAGGAAACUUCUUCGCGAAUGCGGUAUUCACGACUUCACUUUCAACGACCUUUACAAGCCUACCCACGGUCGCCUAGUCAAGAUCUUCUCUUACAUGAUUAAUUUCAUCCGCUUCCGAGAGUCACAAACUGAGAUCAUAGAUGAGCACUUCAACAAGGCGGAGCGCACGAAACUACGAAUCGAACAACUAUACGAUGACAAGCAGGCAAAGGAAAUGCAAUUGGCCGAGCUUGAGCGCAACCGUGCGGCGACACAAAGGCUCAUGCAAGAGAAGGAAAAGCGCAACAACGAGCUCAAGAGCAGGCUGCUGGAGUUGAAGAGGGGUCAAGAGGCGGUUGCAGAGAAACUCGAGCGUGCUAAAGCCGAGCAAGAUAGGCUGAAGAAGCUCUUGCAGCAGAGGGUCGAGAACAAGGAGAAUGUGCAGCGCGAGGUUGUAAAACUGAAGCCUUACACACAACAGAGCCCGACAGCGCUGGAAGAAUCACUGCGAGACCUAAGCGACCGCCUCACUGGAGACAAGACCCAGAUCGACAUGCUGGACCGUCGUGCUCGAGCCCUUCAAACGUCUACCGACUCCUUCGCUGUAGUUGCGACUGACGUUACUUCGUGCACACGACUACUCACAGAUGUACAAGCCGAUCUAUCACGCGAGGAGGAGGAGUUGGCAAAGGCAUCAAGACACCGAGACGCAUUGGCAGAUCGAAGCAACAACGUUCGGGAUGUGGAACGACAAGAGCGCCUCCUACAGAAGCAGCUAGGCAACAUCAACGCACGAACCAGCAAACUCAAGACCAAGGGCGACGAGGAAGCGGAACGUGCGCGUAAGCGGAUGGAGGAGCUACGAGAGACGCACGCGAAGCUGACCGAGGAGCGAGGGGAGAAAGGGCGUGAAAUGGAGAGGAGGCGAGUACGCAUUGAGCAGACGGAGAAGAAGAUGGCUGAACUCAAGGACAACAUUGAGAACGAGGUGCACGCUGCCCAUGAUGAGUACCUCAAGAUGGAGAGUCACAUCAAGCUUUAUAUUACGGAGAUGGAGCAGAGCAUCUAGGGUCGUUGUUGUCACGUACAAUCAGCUUACGUUGGCGUUUGGAAUCUUUUUGAUGAUACCAGGUUGCAGGGCUUGUGAUACCAUGUAGUUCUGAUUUAAUUACUGUUCUGUCUUGCCGUUUUACGGUGCAUUUGAU